Messenger RNA from Rhododendron vialii, 795 nucleotides. RefSeq names its product cysteine-rich and transmembrane domain-containing protein WIH2-like. Gene Ontology annotation, cellular component: plasma membrane. The record is from RefSeq and is a predicted model, not a curated record. The coding region runs from base 266 to 538 and encodes 90 amino acids. The transcript is spliced from 3 exons. NCBI's taxonomy places the organism in Eukaryota, Viridiplantae, Streptophyta, Magnoliopsida, Ericales, Ericaceae.
GUGUUGUGGCUUUGGUAUUUUACCUUUUUGCCCGUACGGUUAUUGGGUGUAGCCGUGUAGAGGUGAAGUUAAUUAUACAUAUCUUACCCCAACUUUUUCGCAUAUAAACAAUCCCCCACCCCCGUUCCUAUCUUCUUAUUAUUCUCAUAGUCAUAGACAGCCCCCUCGCACUAUUUAAAAUCUAAACACCUCUCUCUCUCUCUCUCUCUCCCAUCAUCUCAUCAAAUCCCCUUUCCUAAAUUCUCCUCCAUUAACCCCAAAAACCAUGAGUUACUACAACCAGCAACAACCCCCCGUCGGUGUCCCCCCACCUCAAGGUUAUCCACCAGAGGGGUAUCCGAAGGACGCUUACCCUCCUCCAGGGUACCCUCCACAAGGGUAUCCCCAGGGGUACCCUCCGCAGCAGGGUUACCCUCCCCAAUAUGCCCCUCAGUACGCCGCGCCUCCCCCUCAACAACAUCAAAGCGGCAGCAGUGGUUGCCUUGAAGGCUGCUUGGCUGCUCUUUGCUGUUGCUGCCUCCUUGAUGCAUGCUUCUAAUGUGUCUGCAGAGAUGUUUGGUUGAUUCAGUGGCACCCAAAAAUCAAGUCAUCUAAUCGGGCAUCACAGGGUCUCUUACCUGUUUGUGUUUCGCGUCAAUUAAAUAAUUGGACUUUCUAACUUCGGAAUAUGUCAUAUGAUUGUUUAUGGAUUUCUGCUUCGGAUUUAAAAAGUUGUCUGGUUUCAUUUCAUUAGAAAUGUAUAUCGUGGGAGAUUCACAUUUGUUAUAUGGAAAGGCGUUUGACAGCUUCUUAUCA